Rhipicephalus sanguineus (brown dog tick) is the source of this 1335-nucleotide messenger RNA. RefSeq lists its product as uncharacterized. Lineage: Eukaryota; Metazoa; Arthropoda; Arachnida; Ixodida; Ixodidae. The record is from RefSeq and is a predicted model, not a curated record. Bases 1 to 1335 code for a protein of 444 amino acids. The transcript is spliced from 4 exons.
AUGAAGCCGCGCAAACGUUACCUAGAUCCCGGAGGCGAUGUUACUGAGCUUCCGUACACCACCAAACAAAGGCUUGCCGAAAAUCGGGCUGUGCUGCAGCAGGCAGCCGUUCAAGAUUCUCCAUGUGCCGUCGUCUCGUCGGCGACUUCUAGUCCUCGGAGCGCGUAUUCGGGCAAUUCGGGGUCCGACGAAGACGCUGUGCCUUCACCAUCGCCUCAACAAGAGUGUGAUGCCGGUGAUGCUACGCUGCAGUCAGAGCCAGCGCAGGGGGAAGAACCGCAGCUCAGUCCUGACGACCUGUUAGCGCUGGCUGUGAACUUUGCCAUCGAAUACGCGCUUCCGUGGAAGGGGGUAGAGGCACUGCAGAGGCUUCUCGCAUAUGUUUUGCGAAGGAACGAUCUACCAGUUACAAAAUUUCUAUUCAGAAAAAAUGCUGGUAUCAGCAUUGAUACUGCGAAGUUUCAUUUUUAUUGCAUUAAUUGCAAGGCCCUCGUCUCUGAGACGUCGGGCCUCCUGGCCGAAAGGAACAAUACUCGGGGCAACUGCAGUGUGUGCAGUAAACUUUACAGUGGGAGGGAUAUGCUGCGCGAUGGACACUUUUAUGUGAGCCUCCCGCUGCGCCAACAGUUGGCGUCGAUACUGUGCACGCAAGAAGUUGCGGUUGCGCUCCGAGAACGGCUGAAUGAGAUCGACGACGGCUGCAGACAGAGCGAAGGAGAUGAAAUGGGGGACAUCACGGACGGAAAGGACUACCGGGUUAUGCGCCAAAAAUUAAAGAAACAUGAUCUGAGCCUGACCUUCAACUCAGAUGGAAGUCCUCUCUUCAAGUCAUCCAAGUAUGCCAUCUGGCCAGUGCAAGUGAUAAUCAAUGAGCUGGCACCACAUCACCGCAACAAACGUGUGGUUACAACCACACUAUGGUACGGACAAUCCCAUCCGCAAAUGGAGUUACUGAUGGCAAGUUUUGUCCAAGAAUUGGAGCACCUCGCGCAAGAUGGCAUCACCUGGACGGACGGAACAAGCUCUUUCACUUCGCAGGUCUACCUCUUCAGCUGUUGUGCUGAUGCCCCAGCAAGGGCAAUAAUGCAAAACAUGCGCCAAUUCAAUGGGUAUUUUGGCUGUGGCUGGUGCUUGCAUCCUGGGACCAUUGUAGAUGGUAAGCAAUUUUCUAAACGUGCACACCAUGCACUCUUGUAUGGUAUUUAUGUAGCUGCAAGCCUCCAGCUUGGGGGCCAAUCGGCACCCAACUGGGACCAGGUGCGAGGCUUCUGGUCCCAGUUGGGGCCCAACUGGGACCAGUUGGUUCCAGGCUGGGACCAAUUGGGACCAGCUUGA